Molecule: messenger RNA, 1117 nt
Organism: Leptopilina heterotoma
Lineage: Eukaryota; Metazoa; Arthropoda; Insecta; Hymenoptera; Figitidae
Gene: Ercc1
Product: DNA excision repair protein ERCC-1
Exons: 5
Coding region: 100-1038 (312 amino acids)
Biological process (GO): mitotic recombination; nucleotide-excision repair; meiotic mismatch repair
Cellular component (GO): nucleus; nucleotide-excision repair factor 1 complex; ERCC4-ERCC1 complex
Molecular function (GO): single-stranded DNA binding; damaged DNA binding
Source: RefSeq, a predicted model, not a curated record
AACAAGAUUAUAGGUUAUGUAUGACGUAAAUACAAAAAUAUUGUCGUAAAGAGAAGUAAACUGUAAAUAAAUAAAAUGUUCAGAAAAUAAUUAUAAAAUAUGGAGGACAAUAUAGAAAUUGAUUUAACAGAUUUCGAGGAGAGUUCACCUCCAAAAAUAUCUAAAAAAAGUUCUGUGAAAAAUGAUAAAACAUCCGAGAUUGUUAAAAUAGACUUAACUGCUGAUAUUCCAAAUACUAAAGAACCUAAAAUUCCACAAAACGAUAUAGCCGAGGAAAUAUUGGGUGAAAAAUCCGAAUUUACUUGUUCUUUUAAAUCCGCUUUUAGCAAAUUGAAGCAAUCGGAAUUUUUCAGCACUGAUCUACCACAAAGUUCACAAAGUACACAAAAUGAAAUAACAACCGGAGUUCCUAAAAAUAAAGGUUCAAGUAGCUUGGACAAUUUACUUAUUAAUCCAAAACAGAGAGGAAAUCCAUUAAUGAAAUUCAUAACAAACACUCCCUGGGAAUAUUCGGAAAUUGUACCUGAUUAUGCAAUUGGACGAUCCACUUGUAUAUUGUUUCUAUCGAUAAGAUAUCAUCAAUUAAAUCCUGAUUACAUUCACGAUCGCCUUAAACAAUUAGGCAAAGCCUAUAAUUUAAGAGUUCUCUUAGUUCAGGUGGAUGUUGCAGAACCUCAUCAUUCUCUAAAACAUUUGACGAGGAUUUGCAUUCUUGCCGAUUUAACUUUAAUGCUAGCCUGGAAUGCGGAAGAUGCUGGAAGAAUCAUAGAAACGUACAAAAUAUACGAGAAAAAACCUCCGGACAUGAUUAUGGAAAAGAAUGAAACCGGUGUACAGCAAAGAUUAAUAAAUGCCCUGACGUCAAUACGAUCUGUAAACAAAACAGAUGCCAUGACUCUUUUAACGAAUUUUGGAUCAAUAUCUGAGAUAGUUAAAACAUCCGAUAAAGCUUUGGGACUUUGUCCUGGAAUUGGACCGCAAAAAGCAAAACGUAUUCACAAAACAAUUCACGAAACAUUUCUACGAAGCGAUACUUAAUUUAUUCAAAAUGUAAUAAAAUAUUUAUUUUUCUAUUGUUUGUACCGUAAUAAAAAUAUGAAAAACAUUUAUCCAGAAA